GAAGAAGAAGGCGCCAAAUUUUGUAUCCUGCCUUCACGAACAGAGAGAGGGCAAAAAAGGGGAAAUAUAGUAAUGAAUCAUGAAUCUUAAAGGCAAAGCAACUGCGGAAGCAAACACCAACAGUGAUGGAGACGCCAUCAAGGUGUUUGUGCGGGUUCGACCAUUGACUCAAGGCACUGGUUUAAGCACAGACGGAGAUCACAGCCUGUGUUUGACCGUGAGCUCACCGCAGACUGUCAGAUUACACUGCAAACCUGAGCCACGGACCUUUACGUACGACCAUGUAGCUGACAUGAACACCAGUCAGGAGGAGGUUUUCUCCAGCGUGGCUAAAAACAUUGUGGAGUCCUGCAUGAAUGGAUACAACGGCACCAUUUUUGCUUAUGGACAAACAGGCUCUGGAAAGACCUUCACUAUGCUGGGUCCUUCGGAGCUCGAUAAUUUUUCUGAUGAGCUGCGUGGUGUGAUUCCUCGAAGUUUUGAAUACCUCUUCUUUCUCAUCAAUCGAGAGGUGGAACGGUCUGGUGGCAUGAAGAGCUUCCUCUGCAAGUGCUCGUUCAUAGAGAUCUACAAUGAGCAGAUUUAUGACCUCUUGGACAGUGUGUCCACCAGCCUGUUCCUGCGGGAGGACAUCAAGAGAGGCGUCUUUGUCGAGGGAUCGGUGGAGAAAUAUGCAGCGUCUGCAGCAGAGGCCUAUCAGGUGUUAUCGAUGGGAUGGCGGAACAGGCGAGUGGCGUCCACCUCCAUGAACCGUGAAUCUUCUCGUUCACAUGCGGUUUUCACCAUGACACUGGAGUCGAAGGAGACCGGACAGGAAGUGGUGAACAUCAGGACAUCGCAGCUCAACCUUGUGGAUCUUGCAGGAUCUGAGAGACAGAGAGAUACGCAUACUGAAGGUUCACGACUCAAGGAGGCGAGCAGCAUCAACCGCUCUCUGAUGUGUCUCGGUCAGGUGAUCAUGGCCCUGAUGGACAUAUCCAAUGGGAAGAACCGUCAUAUUUGCUACAGAGACUCAAAGCUGACCUUCCUGCUCAGGGAUUCUCUGGGCGGGAAUGCUAAGACGUACAUCAUUGCUAACGUUCAUCCAGGCUCCAAGUGCUUUGGAGAGACACUUUCCACCCUGCAGUUCGCUCAGAGAGCCAAACUCAUCAAAAAUAAGGCUAUGGUGAAUGAGGACACUCAGGGAAAUGUCAGACAACUGCAAGCGGAAGUGAGAAAAUUAAAAGAGCAGCUUGCUAAUGCUCUUUCACAAGGGCGAAUUGUAGAGCUCGCACCAACGGACGCACAGUCAGAUCAAUCUGAGCCUGAGGUUUCCUAUAAGACGCAGUUCAUUCAGGCUAUGAACUUCUGGAAGAAAAUACAUGAGGAGAAGAAGGCUCUCCAGCAGAAAGUGUCUCAGCUGGAAGCUGCUUGGGCCCAGAAAGAGAAAUUCAUCCAGUCGAACCGCAUGAUCCUGAAGUUCAGAGAUGAUCACAUCGCACAGCUGAAGAAAGAGCUUCAGACAGGCCAGAGAUCAGUGGAGCCAGAAGAGCAGAACAAACAGCUGCAGGAGGAGAUACGUCUGCUUCGAGAUCAGGUGGAGCACAACCCACGGAUGAUGCGCUACGCUGCUGAGAACUGCGGCCUGCGGGAGGAGAUUCGAGCCCUGCGAGCUCUGGAUUCUGUCAAAUCUGCCAUGGAGAGCAAGGCCCAGUCCUUAACUGCGCUGGAGAAAACCUUCCUGCAGUUGCUGGAGGCUCAGAAAACAGAGGAGAGCAACGGAGCUCCAUCCACCUACUCCACACCUGUCACAAUGGAGACGUUGUCCUCCGUUUCGAUGGAGCGGAUGAAAGUUCAGCUUCUGCAGAAACAGUCGGAGCUCACAGCGACAAUUCAGGCUUUUGAGGAGUUCAAGGAGGUCACCAAAAAACAGGUGGCCGAGCUGGAAUCUGAGAAGCGCUAUUUCGAGAAGUCCAACAAACAUCUGGAGAAGAUUCUAGAGGCCACGAAAGCCCACAGCAAACAGGAAGUGUCUCAACUCAACAAGAUUCACGCUGAGACCAUAAAGAUUUUAACUACACCAACUAAAGGCUACAACCUGCGUAACCGGCUGGUGCCGCUGUCCAGCCCGGAGCAUCUGAAUGGACAGUCUGAGGAGACGGAUGUGGACGACAUCCAGAAUGAACAGCCACCUCCAGAGAUGAAUGAGCUCGCCUGUGAAGCACUCACUGAAGAGCUCAAGCAAAUGCAGGAACAGGCCCUUCGUGUUAAGGGCCAGUUAGAUGAGGAGGAAGCCAAGAACAGAAAACUGCUUCAGCAAAUCAGCAAGCUGGAAGAACAGGUCACCAUCGCAACUGAAAAGUCCAAUCGCACUGAACAGAUGUUCGGUGCGGAGCGACACUCGCUGCAGGAAGAACAGGAGCGUCUGCAGGAGAGAAUCAAGACCCUGGAGCAGCAGCUGGAUGAUGAAAAUAGGACCAUGGAUGUGCUGCAGGAGGAGGUUCGAGAUCUGCGUGUUGUCCUGCAGUCGUCUGAUAAAGAGCUGGAGACCACGAGGACAGCAUUACAGCAGCAGAAGGAAGAGCACGAGCGGGAGACCGCAGAUCUGUCUAAGAGUCUGAUCAGCACACAACUGCAGCUCGACACCGUCAAGUUGGAGUGGGAGCAGGUGCUGGAAAAGCAGCGUGUUCUUCAGGACACGUAUGACACGCUGCAGGCUGAGUUUCAGUUCGAGCUGGAUCAACACACACAGCAGAUGGAGCUCAAGAGUAGAGAGUGUUCAGAACUGCAAACCAACAUCAACGAGUUGCUGCAGACACUUCAGGAGGAAAAGGAGCAGAACAUGAGCGUGAAAUCUCAGCUGACGGCGCACAGAGAGAUUGUGUCCAAAGAGCUCGUUCAGUCUGUCGAAGAGAACGCUUCACUGAAGAAACACAUCACAGACCUGACAAACAAAAACCAGCAGCAGUGUGAUGAGAUCAGUUCUCUACAGCAGCGCAUUUCUUCAUCCAAUGUGACCAUCAACAGCCUCAAGCAGAAGAACGAACAGGACAAAGCUGUGCUGCUGGAGUUAAUGCAGGAGGCCAGAGAUCUUCGAAAUGACGUGGCCGAGAGAGACCAGACUGUGUGUUUGCUGCGAGCGGAGAUCGCCGACAUCACUGGAAAGUACAGCGCAGUGUGUACAGAGAAGGAGCAGAUGAGGGAGAGCAUCACACGCAUGAGAAGUGAACUGCAGGAGCUGCGAGAGGCUUCAGAGAGGCGUCUCGCUUCUGACCGCGUCGAGCUGGAGCUGCUCCAGGAGGAUCUGUCUUAUGCCACAGAUGAGAUGGAGAGACUCAGUAAAGUGGUGGAGGAACAGACAGCUUUGCUAGAGACUUCAAAGAGGCAGAACACGGAGAAGGAGAACAAUAUAAACACCCUUAAAGAACAGGUACAGCAGCUCAAUGAGCAGAUAAGCCUUCUGAGAGUGAAAGAAUCUGCCAAUCAACCUCCACAGGCGGCAACACCUAAAGGAAAAUUACAGACCCCCCAGACCCCGUGCGGCUUUGGUUCGAGUCUGUCUCAGGUGCUGGAGUGUCAGGAGCGAGAGCUGGAGAGUCGACGCUCCUCUAUGAUCACCAUGGAGGUUCUGCUGAAGGAGCUCAAUGCUGAACGAACAGCCAAGAACCAAGAGAUCGACAGAUUAAAGGCCCAGCUGAAUGAAAAAGAGAUCGUGCGAAUGGAGAUUCAAACACUGUUGGACAAAUUUUACACCGUCCAAAAUCAGCAGCAGAAAAGCAAUGCACAAAAAGAUGUGAACGAGGCCAUACAAGUUUCUGUUUUGAGGGAACUACAAGAAGAGAAGAAAUUGAAAAAUUCCCUGAUGGCGCAGUUGGCUGAGUCUCAGACAGCGCUUCAGCGUAAUGAAGUCACUCUUGUCCAGUCUCAGACGUGUGUGCAGGAACUUACCACCGAACUCAGGAACCGUUGCCUCGAGCUUCGGGAGCUGCGGCAGAAAGACCAAGAACAGGAAAAACUACAGCAGGAAAUCGAGGUUUUGAGAAAGCAAGUAGAUCUUCUGACAGAGGAAAAUGGGAAACUGUUGGGCCAUCAGAACCCCAAGCAGAAGAUUGAAUACCUGGUCAAACUGAAAAAGGAAAUCACCAAACUACAGGAGGAGAACGGCAAACUCCGGCAGUGUCUUCACAUGGAAGAAAGUCCUCCAACAGGCCUACAACACACUCAACCUUGAAAUGCUGGAAGUAAUUGAUAUUACACUUUUAAAACUUCUGAUGUUUGUCUCGUCUACAUAUUUUUCCUCUCAGAUUUGUUUAGAUUUUUAGGAUUGGUUUUUUUAAUACCUUUCUGUCCUAAAUUGUAGCUUUGUACAUGGUUCAAAGGUUAAUUAUUUUUCUAUAUGAUAACUAUUAAAGCAACCCUUCACAAGAAAACA
Molecule: messenger RNA, 4411 nt
Organism: Danio aesculapii
Lineage: Eukaryota; Metazoa; Chordata; Actinopteri; Cypriniformes; Danionidae
Gene: kif15
Product: kinesin family member 15
Exons: 35
Coding region: 80-4210 (1376 amino acids)
Biological process (GO): microtubule-based movement
Molecular function (GO): microtubule motor activity; microtubule binding; ATP binding
Source: RefSeq, a predicted model, not a curated record